Molecule: messenger RNA, 4093 nt
Organism: Heterocephalus glaber (naked mole-rat)
Lineage: Eukaryota; Metazoa; Chordata; Mammalia; Rodentia; Bathyergidae
Source: RefSeq, a predicted model, not a curated record
UGCUCGAGCUUUCCAUACAGUAUGGCGGCUCCCGGGUCCGCCGCGCGGGGCAAAGUAUUCCGUACAACAGGGCCGCCUACUGAGCGGGAGUCACGCCCCCUUCCGCCUGGCCACCGGAAGUUUCCAUUUAAAACCGAGGCGGCAGCGCUAACUUGUACUUUGGCGGUUGCCGAGAGUGUUUUGAAUUUGAGCAACAAGGAUUGCGGACCGGAGCGGGCCCAGCCGUGCCCCGUCACCAUGACUAGUGUGGCGAAGACCGUGGACAGCGCGCAGCAGCCGGCUGCGCCCAGCAGCGGCCCGCCCACAGAUACAAAAACUCGAGCCACUUCUAAGAGCCUGAUACCUGUUAAGUCCAAAGACAUCGAUGUUUCCAAAAAUCUUCAUUCAGACAAUGAUAUAACAAAAAUCACCAAACCAAAACGAGAGAAUAGGCAGAUGAAAGCUGCAGAGCCCACCGUUAAGAGGAACAUCAGAAAGAGCUGCAAGCCAUCGAGGGAGCAAAAAUCAGAGGAAGAGCUGAAGGAUAAGAAUGAGCUCUUAGAGACUGUCAACAAGCAGUUGCACCAGAAGUUGAUUAAAACUCAGGGAGAGCUGAAGGACCUAACCCAGAAGGUGGAGCUGCUGGAGAAGUUUCAGGACAACUGUUUAGCAAUUUUGGAGUGCAAAGGUCUUAACCCAGGCAGCAACACCCUGGCAUUACAGCAGGAAGCCACUACAGACCGCAUGGACUCUGUGCUGCUGUUAGAAACUUUGCAAGAUGAGCUGAAGCUAUUUAAUGAAACUGCCAAGAAGCAGAUGGAGGAGUUACAGCUUCGUCAGACCAUGUCUAAGUUUCUUCAGGAGCACCUGGCUCCCAAGGCCCAGGAGAUUGAUCAGAGCAACGAGUUCAAGGACCUUCGAGAGUUUUGGAAACAGCUCGGGAGCCUGGGGGUAUUGGGCAUCACAGCCCCGGUUCAGUACGGUGGCUCUGGCCUGGGCUACCUGGAGCACGUGCUGGUGAUGGAGGAGAUAUCAAGAGCUUCUGGAUCAGUGGGCCUCAGCUACGGCGCCCACUCCAACCUCUGCAUCAACCAGAUUGUGCGCAACGGGAAUGAGACUCAGAAGGAGAAAUACCUUCCCAAGCUGAUCAGUGGCGAGUACAUUGGAGCCUUGGCCAUGAGCGAGCCCAAUGCUGGCUCUGAUGUUGUCUCCAUGAAGCUGAAAGCGGAAAAGAAAGGAGAUCACUAUGUCCUGAAUGGCAACAAGUUCUGGAUCACCAAUGGCCCCGAUGCCGACGUCCUCAUUGUCUACGCCAAGACAGAUGUGGCUGCUGUGCCGGCUUCCGGGGGCAUCACGGCCUUCAUUGUAGAGAAGGGAAUGCCAGGCUUCAGCACCGCCGAGAAGCUGGACAAGCUGGGAAUGAGGGGCUCGAACACCUGUGAGCUGAUCUUCGAAGACUGCAAAGUUCCUGCUGCCAACAUCCUGGGCCAGGAGCGUAAGGGUGUCUAUGUGCUGAUGAGCGGGCUGGACCUGGAGCGCCUGGUGCUGGCAGGUGGGCCCCUUGGGUUGAUGCAAGCUGUCCUUGACCACACCAUUCCUUACUUACACAUGAGGGAGGCCUUUGGCCAGAAGAUCGGGCACUUCCAGUUGAUGCAGGGGAAGAUGGCGGACAUGUACACCCGCCUUGCGGCGAGUCGGCAGUACGUCUACAACGUGGCCAAGGCCUGUGAUGAGGGCCACUGCACGGCCAAGGACUGUGCCGGGGUGAUUCUCUUCUCGGCCGAGUGCGCCACGCAGGUGGCCCUGGAUGGCAUCCAGUGCUUCGCUGGAGCUCGGCGAGCCGGAGGCGGCGCUGGCAUUGGAGAGCGGCAGCGGCACGGUGGCGGCUGUGAACACCAACCAUGUGGCAAUGGCUACAUCAAUGACUUUCCCAUGGGCCGCUUUCUUCGAGAUGCCAAGCUGUAUGAGAUCGGGGCUGGGACCAGCGAAGUGAGACGACUGGUCAUCGGCAGAGCCUUCAACACAGAUUUCCACUAGCCCCGCGGCCAGGAGCCCCGCGUCCCAGCACCCAGAGGCCUUUCUUCAGAAGCAGACCUGGCAUUCUCCCGAACACCAAAGCAGGCCCUGCAGCCUUUGCCCACCAGCCUGCUGGCCUCUGCAGGAGGCUGGGCUCUCCACACUGGCUGCCAACACUGCAGCCUCCCGGCUGGGUCAGCCAAGCGGGAGUGCUUCCCACGGACUUGGCAGGUCUUUUCCCAAGUGUUGGCUGCGCUUUGGUAACCGUGCCCUGGCUCUGCAACUUCCCAUCUUCAGGGGUGGCACCCAUAGACACGCAGGUGCCCACCUCUUUCUCUUGUGGGGACCUCUGGCAGGCAGACCCACCCACUCAAGUGCAGCCCAAACCCUUAACCUGUUUGCCAGUUUCUUGAGGCCUCCACUCCCAGCAGCUCAGGACACCUGUGCCAGAUGUGUGGAGGGGCAGCACCCAGGAGCCUUCUUCACCACACUGAUGGUCCCAGCCAGGUGAUUUCCAGAGCUGACUGGGAAAUAGGCACAGGCCCUGGCCAAGGAGGCCUGAAUCACCCGGCCCAAUUCCAGCCAAGGCUGCCUGUGAGCAUUUCUCUAGAUGCCCUGUGGCUGUCUUACCACUGCCCAGUGGCUGCUGCCAUUUUGUAUUAAACAUUGUGAGACAGCCCAGCCCCUCUCUGCUCCUAAACCAGUGUUUGGAGGAAAAACAAUCUACUUGCUCCUGACUCCUGUCUAGAUCCGAUCUUGGAGAAUGGCUGGUCCAGGUGCUGCUCCUGGGCGGCAGCUUGCUCUUCAGUCAUGAGACACCUGAAGAAGGUAGAAUCAGCCCUUGGGAUAGAGGAAGUCUCAGCCCCAAAUCUCUCUGAUUUUCUUUUCUUUUCUUUUUGUGUUGACGAUUGAACCACAGAGGGCUGAGCUACAUCCCCAGACCUUUUUAUUUUGAGACAGGGUCAUGCCAAGUUGCCCAGGCUGACCUGAAUUUGUGAUUCUUCUGCCUCAGGCUUCUGAGUAGCUGUGACCACAGGCAUGUGCUACCAUACUUGAUAGCAUCCCUGAGGUUUUUCAAAGACUGAGUCAAGCUGGGCUAGUGGUCCACGCCUGUAGUACCAGCACUCUGGGAGAGUGAAGCAGGAAGAGCACAAGUUCAACCCCUAGGCAACUUCACAAUUUAGUGAGACCCUGUCUGUAAAAAUUAAAAUGGGCUGGGGAUCCAACUCAGUGUGAAGGCUCUGGGUUCAAUCCCUGGUACACCCCCCUCCCAGUAAAAGACAAUUUGAGUCUCAAAGUCAGAAUUAGAGUCAGGAUCCAGAUGCUAACGGCACAUAUGGAAGUGUUCUGACCACACCAGCCCUGGGUUCCAGGGCACAGCACGCUAGACCGGGUACUGUCUGAGAGACCUGGGUCUGGGUUGUUGGACCCACUAAGCUCCCAAGGGAGGAACUGGCUUUCUUGGCUCCCAGCCCAGUGACACUUGUUCCCAGCUUUUAGUCCUGGCCUUCAGCCAAGUGCUGUUUGCAGCGUAGGUUUGCAAGAGGUGGGGUCAGCUCCUCACCAACCCCAGUCUUGUCCCAUCUUAAGGGGAAGAUCCAUUUCAUGUCUCCGUCCCACCCCAUGCUAUGUUUGAAUGCAGCUGAAAUGGUGAUCAUUUCAAACAAGUAGUUGGAACAAGCCACCUGCAGACACUCAAAAUGUGCUAGAACGCAAGGUGUGGUCCUGUCAGUGCUGCUGGAGCCUUGCCAGUUUGGGGUGUGACCCCUAGAAGUGCAUGUGUUGCAGCUUCAAUCCUGAGUUAUUUGUUACUGGUAUUUGGAGGAGGGGUCCCAGUGGCAUGAACAUGAUCUCCCAUUUGCUUGUCCUUUAAGGCCUCCACCCAGUUACUAUGCAGCAGGGGCCUCACCAGACACAGUGCCUCUUUUGGGCUUCCAGCCUCCAGAACUGAGAGCAGAAAAGCCUCUCCAAGCUACUAGGCUGUGGUAUUCAUUUACAGCAACAGGAAUCAGACUAAGGAAGAAUGUGAUUGUUCUCCUGAUCUUUUAUGUGAAGCAUAAGAGGAGUGUUUAAAAUAAAACCAAAACUUCAACCUGAA